GGAGGGGGACCUUGCAGGGGGGGUCGCCCCCCACGGAGGCCUCCCCAGUCAAGGGCUGCCCCGGCCCCUCCUGAACCCACAGGUGGGUGCCAGGGUGGUGCUGGAGCAUCCUCACACCGACUUUGCUAGGCUGGAUCCCUCCCUGUGCGGAUCCCCUGAUGCAAACGGCUGCGGUGAUAGGGAGCCCUGACCUGGCCAGCAUGGGGAGCACUGUGGCUCAGGGGUUUGGCUGAGGUGACAGCGGGCUCCGGUCCCCACUGGCUUCUCCAGCAGCAAAGAGGCCAAAGGGUUGGACAGAGGGACCCGGCUCAGUGGUGUCCGGGACACAGCUCUCUCCCACAGGGAUGUUACAGCUGAGCAUCACCCAACACAAGCCCAUCUCGUGGACAGUUUCGUGGGAUGUUGUGACUUGGAGCUGUGUCCCCAUGAGUGAGGGAUGGAGAGGCCCUGGUGCAGCUGCUGAAGCUGCUCCGUGUGUGGAUCGCGGUGCAUCUCUGGGCACAGAGAGGUUCCCCCGGGAAGCUCCCUCUCCCCGCCGCUUCCAUGAGGCUGCUCUGGCGCGGAUCCAUGGCCUUAUUUAAGAAACUAAACAAAAAGUGUUAAGUGAGUGGGAGGGAUUUCCCUGCUGCGAGGGGAGUUCAUUCCCCUCUGGAUGCGUCUCCACCAUCCCCGUCAAUAGAGACAUUCGUCCCGUGUCACACUGGAUGAGCGCAGCCCGUGGUGUUUGCUGGCCUGGUGGAUAUCGUUUUCUUUGGGAAAACGGGUUGCCCCAGUGGGCACAUAUUUCAGAAUAUCUCCCAAGGGAGAGCACCACAUCAGAUUUCCCUACAAGGAUUUUAGCUCCUCCGCGUCAGCCCUUCCCCACAAAUGACUCAAGCCGCUAAUCAAAAUACAGUCGUGUUCUUCAGCAAUUAAACUAACUCCACCUCAUAAGAUUAUAGUGGAGAAGCAUGAAUUUAGUGACAUGGAUAUAUCUCAAUCAGGGCGCGGGUGCCCAUUUUGAUAUUGUUAUCAAAAAAAAGAAGAAACCGAAGGCAGAUAAUCAGAUAAUGCAACUCAAACCCAGAGAGAGUAAGGGAGAAAAAUACCUUGGCAGAGUAACUAAUGCUGAGUCUGCCCGAGAUACGGGAGCAGCACAUCUCUGCCACCUCCCAAAAUGCAUUCUCUCCUGCCUUUGCUUAUCUUUGAUUGUAAUCUGUUUUAAGCUGGACUUGGGCUACAGCAUCUUGAGUUUCAACUGGGCUCCUGCAAAGGGGGCGGGUGACCUGAGUGCUCAGGGCUCUUCCCUCUGAAGAACAGGUCCAGAGUGGUAAAGCAACCGCUGUGUUGCUCCUCAGUGUCUGCAGAGCGUGGGCUCAAGCUGCUGUGGCUUUUCUUCCACAUUUUUAUCCUCUAGGCAGAAUCAUUUUGCCAAGUCAGCUCAAGAGUAGGUAAGAGUCACUGCUCCUGACCCAUCCCGCGAGAUGCUCUGCCUUUCCCUUCCAGCUCCUCCUGCUCCUUGGGCUGGUCUCUUGUACCAGACCCCGGCUGUGCCUGAGCACCCCAAAAGCGGAGCGGGGCUGGCAGCAUCCCUGCCUUUGUGCCGCCUGCCAUGCGUUCUUGGGGUUCGGUGCCUCGGGCUCUUGCCUGGAAUAACAGCAGGUUCUGGGUGAGCCGGUGCCUGCGGCCUCUGCCAAGACUUCCCUCUGCUCAGUUCCUUAUUCGCCGCUGCACAUCUCUGUCUGCUUUUCCAUCACACAAGCUGUUCAGGGAGGUGUGGAUCUAAAACCAGUUGUUUAUAUAUGUUAUUUCAUAGCUAUCUCUUAAUUUGUGGGAGGAGAAAAGAUACCGGACCUUAUCACUGGUUAUUUUUGUCCCCCAAUGUGUUACAACAUGUUUUUCACCCAUGGGGAGGACAGGAUGGGGGAAGAGUGUCCGACAUCUUCUGUGGCGUAAGAGGGGAAGAAACUGAACUCACGGGCUCGUGGGGCCUCCAGCAGUCCCACCGCAGACCGGGAAGCUGCUCUGGGUGCCCAUCACUGCCCCAGCUCCCGCCGGCUCAGGGAACGGGCAUCCAGCCCCACCAGCAUUUCCCUUUUAUAGCGUCCUGCACCCAGUGCUGCAUGAGCCUCCUCCGGCUCGUUUCCACCAGCACUGGGCUCAGGCAGCUUGUUCCUUUCCCCAGCUGCUUCACCAUGGGUUGUCCCACACAGCACGGGGACGGUCACCUGCAGAAAGCCCCGAAUCCUUAUUACCACAGCCGUGUGGUGGUAGCGCUGAGCUGCAGCGUUGUUUGUGGCAAAUAACUCCACUGGCUGUGCCUGUGGAUUUCAGGACACCCGUAACUUUUCACAGGAGUCAGAUGGUUUAAAUGGUGCUGUGCUGCAGGAGCUGCCGGCUCCGUGCCGAGCUGGGGACAAGCUGUGGCCAUGCCAGUCCCCAGGCCAUGAGGGGUGUCCCCUGUGCAUCCCCCCAGUCUGCCCAGGUGCUGUGUGGGACCUGGGGACAUGGGAACUGGUGGCUUUGGGGUAAAACUCCAGUGAAGGCAAAAUCCCGGCUCUUGCUGGAUCCUGAGCACGUGUAAAAGAAGGCAGUAGCCCCUGAGUUUUGAUCAACCCCUUACCCUUCUGCAAAAGUGCUCUCUGGGAGUGUGGAGAAUGAUUUUAUUUCUAUUCUUUUUGGCUUGAAAUCCACUGUGUUCCUCUUUUUGGGAGAAACUGGUGACAGAGACCUCCUGCCUGUGACUUGCCCCCUCCCCAGCCACUGGGGUGGGCACAAGGGGCGAUGCCCCAGCCCACCCCAUCAGCUCCAGCCCACUGUAUGUGCUCCAGCCCACCUCCUCGGCUCCUCUGGCCACACAGGAGCUCGGCCAUCCCAGCUGAGUUACAGGGACAAGCAGGGAAUGUUCUGCCUCUCGCCCAUCCUGCAAGCCUCCCGCCUUUGGCCAUUUUGUGGGAGCAGAGAUUUAAGCGGGGUGGGAGGGUGGAGCAGCAACAGCAGUGAAAACACCAACAAAGUCCUUUGGGGUUCAGGUUUAAUAUUCAGCUUAGACAUGGAAAAAAGGGGUUUUCCUGACAGCAGGAAAAUGUGUGGUAGAGGUUUAUAACAUGCCGCCCUUCCAGUUCUCUAACCACGUGGAAACAGCCUCGGUUGACCUUUUGAGGGCUCUUUGCUCAGACUGCGAAGAUCUGCUGGGUUUGAGGGCCCAGCUUUGCCACAAACCUGACUGGCUUGUCCGCACUUGCCCGCUCUGGAGGCAGAAAGGCUGCAGAGGCUCCAGGGUAGCAAUGGGAUGGGAGCGGAGCCCCCAGUGUCCCUGUGGCUCUGGGUGCAGGGGACAGGCUGUGGGUGCACUGGCAGCCCCUCCCCAGAGCUGGACUUACUGCUGGUUCAGUAUAGAGGAGGUCAGCCAGCAAAGGGAGCUGGGGUUAAGGGUUUGGGUUUUCCCAUUGCUCCCCUUCCUGCAGGCAUGAACCAACCCGGGACUUUAGUUUCAACUGUCAGACAGCAAAUGCCCAAGCAGCGUUUCAGUGCAAAGGGCAGGAGAAGAGCAAACAGGUGCAUAUUGGCAUUAGUAGGCAGGAGCCCUGGAAAAUGAAAGGAAAGCCUCCAGCUAGCCUUGGAAAAUAAGAAAAACCAAGGAAGGAUGCUGCCUGUGAGUCUGGCAGGGAUUUCACCAGGAGGAGAGAGCCCACAGAAGGGAUUUGGGGCUGUGGAAGUGCCUUGGCAUGACAGCGGUGGCAGGUGAGCUGCUGUGUCCCCUGACGGCACAGCCACGUCCUGCAGCGUCCAGGGACUCGAUGAGGGCAUCGCCGUGACCUUCACAUCAGGGUUCUCACUGAGAUCCCCAGCAAGGGAAUCUGCCACAAUCUGAGCAUGGAAUGCCUGCUGUGGGCACCCACCCACAGCGAACAGCAUUGAGAUGCUGCGGGUGCCGGGCACUGCCCAGGGCUGGCAGCCACCUCAGUGGCACAGGGGCCGUGCAGGGUGACAGCGUUUCCUUCCUGAACCCCGCCGUCUUUCUUCCCCUUUGGUUGGGUUUUAAAUAACUGGUGUGACCAGUCUCAGAGGACACGAGUUGCUCCAAAGCUGGCUGUUGUUUGUCACGCCUGGGCCAGGGCAGAGCAUUGCUGCUGUCCCAGCACUGGUGAGGCCACGGUCACCGCAGCACAGGGGUCACAUACAUCCCUUGGGAUGCACCACAGACAAGGCAUCAGGUCACCAAAUCGUCCUUGUCCUGGGUAUUUGCCCACAUAACAGUCUCCUGGGGGACUCCUGGAGUCCCUCACUGUUGGAUCAAAGUCUGACAUGGGAGGAGGUUUCUUACUGGUGGAAGCAGAAGCUCAGUCUGGCAAACUGGGGACCUGCAGUGAUGUUGGGUCUGGGGGAUGUCCCAGUCCUGGGUGCUCACAAACAAGGCACCAUGUGAAGCCGGACCCCAAAAGGCGCCUGUCAGGGCUGGCAGUGUGUGGGCAGCAGGGCCCGAAUGAACUAUGGUGAGCAGAUGUCCCUGGGGCAGUGGUGUGUGGGCAGCGGUCCCCUGUCCCCAGCCCUGGCCUGGCCAGUCGCACCGCUGGCUGAGCUGGCUGCUGGGCUCAGCCCUGCCCUGACCACAUCAAUGUGGAACAGGGCUGGACCUGUCCUCGGUGCAGCCAGACCCACCUCCUGUGACAGCUCCCAAACCUCCCAGACCUCCUCAAAGUGCCCAGCCGGGUCUCCGGAUGCAACCAGCAGGGUUUGGUUUUGUGCUGGGGGAGAAAAUCGCCCAUCAGCUGCGUUUGGGAGCGCUCGGAGCCGCAGCUCCACCAAGGAGGCGGCAGGGACAUUAGCCGGGGGGUGACACGGCUCACCCGGGCGCUCAAAGGAGCGGAGAGCAGUAGAAGAGCCCCCGAAGCACGACCCACCCCCGUGCACCGUGUAUGAGGCUGGGACGCAGUACGCAGGACCCGCGUCCGCAGAGACACCCCUUCCGAUGUCCCGGCAUGAGACUUCUCCAGCAACGGUGCAACCGGCCAGCAACCACCGUCCCAACGCCUGCUGCUUCUGCUGGUGCUGCUGCUGCAGCUGCUCCUGGAACGAGGACCGGGAGCGAGCAUGGAGGGCGUCCCGGGAAACCAAACUGGAGACCAUCCCAAACUGUGAAGCGUGCACCAAACCCACGCCAGAGGAGGUGCGGGGCUGGGCACAGUCCUUCGACAAGCUGAUGAAGAGCCCGGCGGGUCGCAACGUCUUCCGGGAGUUCUUGCGGACUGAGUACAGCGAGGAGAACAUGCUCUUCUGGCUGGCGUGUGAGGAGCUCAAAACCGAGUGCAACAAGCACACUAUCGAUGAGAAGGCGAGGAUGAUCUACGAGGACUAUAUCUCCAUCCUCUCGCCCAAGGAGGUGAGCCUGGACUCGCGGGUGCGGGAGGUCAUCAACCGCAAGAUGCAGGAGCCGUCCUCGCACACCUUUGACGACGCGCAGCUCCAGAUCUACACGCUCAUGCACAGAGACUCCUACCCUCGCUUCCUGAACUCUGCCAUCUACAAAUCGCUGCUCCAGAGCGUCUCUCGCUCGUCCUCGGAGUCCUGAGGGUGCCCGUCGGCUGUGGGGACACCGGUGGGGGUCACAGUGGCCGGGGGGACCCGGUGCCUCCUCCCUGCCAGCUCCCGCCGAGGUUUUUAGCUUUUUACCUAUGAACCGUCACCCUGGUGUCUGGGCCACCCUUCAGGACUGUCCCCAGGGCUGGUGCCACCGCGGCGGCGCAGCCCAGGCUGGCUCGUACUACUGAACCCAUCCCCGUCCCCGCCGCUGGCCGGAGCGAGCUGGGGGUGCUGGUGGGAGCGUGCGGGGUCCCGGCUCCCCCUGCACCCCCUUUUGAAGAGGUCACUUUAUCCCCCCUCCGCCACACCUGGGGACAUGGCACAUCCCCGUUUCCCACCUGAGGCCCAGUUGGGGCCCAGUCGAGGGUUUUUUUGGGGAGGUGGGAGGGAGGUUGAUUGUUGUUGUUUUCCUUUUUUUUUUUAACUUUUUAUUUUAAAUGCUUUUUUUGUUGGCUUUUACUGGGGGACUCGAGGGGUGGGAGGGGAGGUUUGAGAAGUGUCUCUGUACAUAUAAAAACUUGCCAGAUUUA
This is a messenger RNA of Columba livia (rock pigeon), 6092 nucleotides long. It is a transcript of the gene RGS19, whose product is annotated as regulator of G protein signaling 19. Lineage: Eukaryota; Metazoa; Chordata; Aves; Columbiformes; Columbidae. The record is from RefSeq and is a predicted model, not a curated record. The transcript is spliced from 6 exons. The coding region runs from base 4952 to 5551 and encodes 199 amino acids.